Molecule: messenger RNA, 1669 nt
Organism: Neoarius graeffei (lesser salmon catfish)
Lineage: Eukaryota; Metazoa; Chordata; Actinopteri; Siluriformes; Ariidae
Gene: lrtm2a
Product: leucine-rich repeats and transmembrane domains 2a
Exons: 3
Coding region: 1-1098 (365 amino acids)
Molecular function (GO): protein binding
Source: RefSeq, a predicted model, not a curated record
AUGCCCUCAUGGGAAGACACACUUUACCAAGAUGGCACAUGGGCAGUGUACUGUGUGCUCUACCUUCUGGUUCUGCACCUUCAGUUGUGCUCCAGUUGUCCAUCCAUUUGUGUGUGCAAUUCCACUGAGGCAGACUGUGGUGGGCAUGACCUGAAUACACUGCCUGCCCUUUCCCUGAUACCGUCAACUAUUCAGACCCUCCUCAUGCCAAACAACCACCUCACAUCCUUACCUGCUUCAGCCUUUGCCAACCUCAGCUCACUGGUGAGGCUUGACCUAUCCAACAACUACCUGGAUAACCUGCCAGCCCAAGUGUUUGCUGAGUUGGCCAACCUAACUGACCUUAGUCUGAGGAACAACAGCCUAACAGCAUUGGACCGUGACCUCUUGCAGGGCCUGGGGAGCCUUCGGCGGUUGGAUGUGUCACUGAAUGGCCUGGGUGCUGUGCCUCUUGGUCUGUUAGAACAUCAGCAUGGCCUGAUCUGGCUCUCUCUGGCUGGGAACAGACUCCAGGCAUUGCAUAGGGCUGCCUUUGAACCACUUGAGAACCUGCAGCACCUCGAGCUUGGAUCCAACCCAUGGGAAUGUGACUGCAAUUUGCGUGACUUCAAGAACUGGAUGGAGUGGCUCAUCUAUCGAGGUGGCUAUGUGGAUGCUGUGGAGUGCACCCUCCCCAAAGAUCUCAGAGGGCGUGACAUCCGGAGUGUUCCUGUAGAGAUGUUCAACUACUGCCUCCAAUUGGAUAAUGAGAAUGGGGGUGGGGCUGGAGGAACAAAAGGUGGCUCUAUCCCAUGUGCACAUGCAACCACUGCUCCAUUGCCUGAGAGCGUUGUGGUACAGAGUGAGUCCGAGCCAUUGGAUUGUGCUAAUAAACGUUACCGGCCUGUAAGCGUCCGUCGUGCCAUUGGCACUGUGGUGAUUGCUGGCGUUGUGUGUGGUAUUGUGUGCAUCAUGAUGGUUGCUGCAGCUGCCUAUGGAUGUAUCUAUGCUUCCCUUAUGGCCAAGUACCAGCGUGAGCUGAAAAAAAGGCAGCCACUGAUGGGGGAUGCUGAGGCUGAGGUUGACCCUGAGGAGAAACAGAUUUCAUCAGUUGCAUAGAAAUAAUAUAUAUUCUGUAUACUCCUGUGUGAUGACAAUGGUCUGUCUCUUUGCAUUCCUGUUUCCACACCUAGGUUUUAAAUGUGUGUGAACUGUUAUGUACUAUUUGGGUGUUUUCACAUGUAGUUAUUUUUAAAUAAACCAUAUUUAGUCCUCUUGGUGGUCCUGAAAGCGAACUAGUUUCAAAUUACCUCAGCAUUUUUGGUGUUCACAAUACAAGUGGACUUGGUUUGUUGACUUCAUUAUUGAGCUCUUCGACCACUUUUUCAGACUACAAAUUGUUUAGAACUCAGACCCCAUGGAUAAUAUAAUUCAAAAUAGGUAUUUUAUAUUAAGCAAUCAUUUAGCUGUGGAUGAACAAUCUGCAAAAUAUAAAAAAUGAAUUACCAGAAGUAUCUGGGGAAAAAAGCAAUGAGGUGAGGGAACCACUUCAUGUAAUUUCGACUAAAUUGCUAGCAUAGACCAAAUACAUGCAUACGAGGGGUCUAAUGCAAUGCCAACUGUAUUUGCAUUUUAUUUGUUUAGUGCUCAAAAUAUUCACAUUUAAUUUCAUAUUCAUAUUUAAAGUUGG